CGGGGCGGUGACCGUGUGGGAGGUGGUCUCACUCUUGGGAAAACUGCUAGGCACCGUCGCCGCCCUGAAGGUGAUUCUGUACCUGCUCCGGGUGUGCUUAGCGAUGGCCUGGAAAUCCGGCGGCGCCAGCCACUCGGAGCUAAUCCACAACCUCCGCAAAAAUGGAAUCAUCAAGACAGAUAAAGUAUUUGAAGUGAUGCUGGCUACAGACCGCUCCCACUAUGCAAAAUGUAACCCUUAUAUGGAUUCUCCACAAUCAAUAGGUUUCCAAGCAACAAUCAGUGCUCCACAUAUGCAUGCAUAUGCACUAGAACUUCUAUUUGAUCAACUGCAUGAAGGAGCUAAAGCUCUUGAUGUAGGAUCUGGAAGUGGAAUCCUUACUGCAUGUUUUGCACGUAUGGUUGGAUGUAAUGGAAAAGUCAUAGGAAUUGAUCACAUUAAGGAACUAGUAGAUGACUCAAUAAAUAAUGUCAGAAAGGACGAUCCAACACUUUUGUCUUCAGGGAGAGUACAAUUGGUUGUGGGAGAUGGAAGAAUGGGAUAUCCUGAAGAAGCCCCUUAUGAUGCUAUUCAUGUAGGAGCUGCAGCCCCAGUUGUACCCCAGGCACUGAUAGACCAGUUGAAGCCUGGUGGAAGAUUGAUAUUGCCCGUUGGUCCUGCAGGUGGAAACCAAAUGUUGGAGCAGUAUGAUAAGCUACAGGACGGCAGCGUCAAAAUGAAGCCUCUGAUGGGGGUGAUAUAUGUGCCUUUAACAGAUAAAGAAAAGCAGUGGUCCAGGUGGAAGUGAUUUUCUCUUCUCCUCUUUCUUCUUCCACACAUGCAAGGGAUGAGCUGUAAAGGCAACAUCAGCUUGACCAGUCUGUAAUAUUGCAAUGGAUUGCUCAUCUCAGUCCUUACAGCUCUUUGAAAACCAUCAGCAUCACAGCUUGUUUUGGACUUUGUUACACUAUUAUUUUCAGCAUGAAAAUGUGUGCUUUUAUAGGGUUUUCUCAUUCUUCAGAGAGGCACAAAACCAAACUGGUAGAGGAAGGAUGCAAAGUAUAACUUUCUAUAUGAUUACAUGCCCACAUUUUACUUUAAAAUAUUAAAAGAAAGGGUUCUGCAAAAUGGAAACCUUAGUUUGUGAGUUGAUUUUGAAGAGUGAUUUAUUUCUUCUUUCGGAUAUUUAAUUCUUCCAGUAUUAAUUUACCAGGUCUUUUGUGCAUCAGAUAACACCACCAUUUACAAGUUAAUAUUCUUGGUAUUUGGUUAUCUGUUAGAUGCUACUAAGAAUAUAGAGAUGAGCUUUCUUUUUAAAGCUUUUGAUGUGGUGUCAUAGAAUAGCAUGUUGUAGAUACAAUCAGCUGCUUUGUUACCCUAAAAGUAGGUAUUUGUAAAUAUUGAAACUUAAAAUGGCAAGUGGUGUCCAAUAAACACUCAGCUGUUCAGAUUGGACAUAACUGACAUAGUUCUUCCUUUCUCUAAAAAUGAUAGGAGACUUGUAGCUGACUAUUGAUUUUUCUGUUUCUAGUUUGCUGCUGAUAAUGUAUAUGAAUCUAACAUGCUGUGUAAGCUGUGUGGUAGUUACUGCACAGUUUAAGCAGUGCUGCUUUGCCAAAUAAAGUUAAAAGCAAAAGAGGUAUUGGUGGUGUUUGAAUCUAGAUGGAAGAACAGCAGGUCAACCAGAUCAAGAAUGCUAAGAUCACAGGGAAUGGUUGUUUCUCUGCUGCUCCAUUUUGUGAAGUAUGAGUAGUUAAGUAGUGUUAAUUCAUCUGUACAUUGUAGAAAGUAACUGCAUUUCUUCAGGACAAGGACUAUAUUUCAUUCACUAUUUCUCUCUGCCUACUUACUCCCGGGCUUAUCGUUUAGUACAGUGAAUGAGUGGGUGAAUGAAUUGGCUUACUGUCAAAGUAGAACACGAUUAAAGAUAAACAUACCAAAAUCCAUGUCUCAUCUAUAGAUAGAUUCAUUAAUGACUGUAAAGUGUGUUUCUAAGAAGGUAGUGGCACUUUGGGAUCUUGUAUAAAUGCUGUGGUUUUAUACAUUUUGUAAGAAGGCAUUAGUUUUUCAGAACUUGAGGAAAUAAUAGAAGCUGUAGAAAGAUCAGAACUAGCACUCCUGGCAAAGCCAUUCUAAAACUGUGUGCAAGUCUUCAUAAUUCUUCCACGGAGAUCUUUGGUGAGCUUGUGACACAGCCUUCCCCACUUUUAAGUAUUAUUUAAUUCUUUAAAAUUGCCUUUAAAAAUCAAUAAUACAUCUAUUUACGAGUGUCUUUUCUUGGGUAACAUCUUAGACACAUUAUUAGCAUUAUUUAGUGCCUAAAACUUGAGAAUCUUAAAAGUUUACUGCCAACUUCAGUUUUCUAUUAUUGUUUCUGGAUCUCAGCCAUGAACCCUGUGCCCAGGACUCAGUGUCAUUUAAGGUGUUUGCAAAGAUCAAAAAAAUUUGUUUUAGGUCAUAUGUUCUUUAGAUUUAAAAUUAAAUAAAUUCUAAAUCUGUGCACUAGUCUGGGUCCUUCAUAGCUAUUAUCAGUAUUUCAUUGUAUGUAAUAAGUUUUGGCAAUAGAAAAAGGCACUCAUUCUCAAGGAGUCUAUGGCCUAGUUGAGGAAACAGUUUAUAGGUAUGAUAAGAUAGACUGUUACCUGAUGGUACAAAAAAAUGCUAUACUUAAAACAUUUUUCAAUCAUUACUUUUGGAUGUUAUGCUUUUUUU
Fukomys damarensis (Damara mole-rat) is the source of this 2691-nucleotide messenger RNA. RefSeq names its product protein-L-isoaspartate (D-aspartate) O-methyltransferase (gene Pcmt1). Gene Ontology annotation, biological process: protein modification process. Gene Ontology annotation, cellular component: cytoplasm. The coding region runs from base 104 to 787 and encodes 227 amino acids. The transcript has 8 exons. The record is from RefSeq and is a predicted model, not a curated record. Gene Ontology annotation, molecular function: protein-L-isoaspartate (D-aspartate) O-methyltransferase activity. NCBI's taxonomy places the organism in Eukaryota, Metazoa, Chordata, Mammalia, Rodentia, Bathyergidae.